Molecule: messenger RNA, 4686 nt
Organism: Medicago truncatula (barrel medic)
Lineage: Eukaryota; Viridiplantae; Streptophyta; Magnoliopsida; Fabales; Fabaceae
Product: histone H3-lysine(4) N-trimethyltransferase ATX1
Exons: 14
Coding region: 2973-4499 (508 amino acids)
Biological process (GO): positive regulation of DNA-templated transcription
Cellular component (GO): histone methyltransferase complex
Molecular function (GO): histone H3K4 methyltransferase activity; protein binding
Source: RefSeq, a predicted model, not a curated record
CUUAAUAAACCAUUGUGAAGAGAUGAUGUUUUAGAAGAAAUCGAUAUUGACAACAAUGGUGGGUAAUGCUUCAACAUCAGAUUUUGCGGAAAAUAACGAAAAAUUAAGGAUUUUAAACAAAUUUAAAUUAAGCGGUAAUAGAUCAUUUAUCCUGGAUUCCUCCUUCCAUCCCCACCGCGCAUCAUUUCACCUGCUAACUACACCCCCCACCCUCAUCUUUCACUUCCUCACCCCCCUUUCUCUUCAACAACUCUACCUCAUCCAAUCCUCCUAUGCUUUCCAUUCUCAUUCGCCAUUUCAUCCAUCGCUCGUUCCAGAGAACCGUAAUAAUCAGGUCAUCGUUUUUGUUUUUAAGAUCAAGAUUUAUUCAAGGGAUGUAAGGUUCUGUUAUCUGUGCAAUUUUCGUUCAACUAAUCUUGGUUCAGUUGAUGGCAAUAUUGGAAAUUCUAUUGUGGUAGUGUAGUUUCCCAAAGUUGGUUGAUUCGAAGCUUUGCACCGCAUCUAAUAAUUCCACUUCUGCAAUUGGGAAUGCUGUUGACCGUGGCUGUUGUUGAUUCUAUUGAAAUUGCGAGGUUGAAAACAGGAAAACUAAUUAAUCAUAAUCUGCAAAGUUUGUCAGUGUUUUUCCUGAUAUUUCUUCCGGGGUAAUGGUUGGUACUAGUAGUGGUAGUAAUAUUGUAUUUCAUGAUAUUCAGGCAGUAAUAUUGCUUCUUUGCCGACAUUUCUCAGCGGUGAGUAGGUGAGGGAGUCUUUUUCUUCUAGAGGGCAAUGCCAUGUUACAAGCCCUUCCUCUGGUCUAAAUUUUUACAGCUCAAAUAUUCAAUCGACAUCAAAAACGGAUUUUGAAUGGUUCUCACUUCUCAGCGUAGUAUGCAACUCCUUCUGUUAGUGGUGUCCUUGGGUCUUCUGCAUGGGAAAAAACUUUAGCAGGGAGGAAGAAUUGCAGAAUAGUUUUAGUCGUGCUUCCGGUUCAUUCAAAAUGCUCGAGGAACAACCUCUACUUAUACCCUGAAACUAUAUGUCUGAAUGUAGUAAUAUUUCAGGUGCUGUUCACAAACUGACAAUGUGGCCAAGAGUUCAUUGUUUUUUACCAUUUCCAUAAUUUAGUUUUCAACCCAAGGGGAAAGCAAGUGCUUGUAAAAAUUUGGUGGAUGAUGGUAUCAUACCAAGAACCUGCAUUCUGAAUAUGGAACUGUGCAAUUUGGUUCUUCUAAUGUUCUCUGGAACAAUAAUAGUGGAAGGGAAAGGAGCUUGCGCAAGAAAUUUUAUUGAGAAAAUAGUAUAAGCGUAUUGCAGUUUUUUGUAUGUCAUUGUGUACUCUACCUUAAUUUUUUGGUAAUUUGGCUUCUUGGGAUUCUGUCUGGUAAUUUGUCUUCUAAAAUUUCCCUUUGGGGAAACUGUUGCAGAAACAAUGUUUGCACUGGAAUUGAACCCUCUCGUGAUAUUGUAAAAGUAUAGUUUGCAGAUGCCAAUGGUGUGAACUCUUUGAAGAUAGCCUCAAAGUGUAGUAGAGAUCAGAAUGCUUUGAAAAUACAACAUCUCAAUGGAGAGAUGUGCCAAGUAAAGUCAGGAUUGGGAAGGACAAGACAGUGGCCAUGUGGGAAACAUUUCUGCCGAACAUUUGGAAAAAAAUUAUUGAUAGGGAAGACUUGUUGAAGGAGUGGGAAAUUUUUUAUGUUUUCUUCUGGAUGUUCUGCUCCCGCUGUUUCUCAGGCGUCUGUAAUGGCGGCAAACAAGGUUGAUUCUUGUACCGUAUAUGCUACAGAUGUUGGUUGCAUUGAGAAUCUGUGCGGGAUGAAGGGGUUGAGAAUUGAUAAGGGCUAGUCAUCUGAUUUGGUUGAAAGUGAAAAAAGGGCCGAGUAUGCAGGCUCGACCAUUGGAAGUGACUUGAAAAAAGGUUAUCUGGGAAUCUUUAAUGAUCAACUAUGCCGUAGUCUCCUUGAUGAUAUUAAACUGUUGGAUUUUUUUAUUUGGAAGAAAGGGUGGGACCAAAAUCAUAUAAUAGUUAGUGCUAAUUGUAGAUCCAAUCAAUCUCAAACAGUCAAGAAGAGCUUCAAAGGAAAAAAGCGAAAGAGAAUUGCGGUGAGAGUUUUGGAUGCUUCAUUGCUUCCUGAAAUCUCUUCCUCAUCUGAUAACCAGAAUGGUAAAAUGUACUGUUGCUUUUGAUUCCCCUUCUAGUUAAUCUGAAGAAAUGCAAUUGUGUUUUUCAUCUAGCCAGCAAAGAUCAUCUAUCAAGGCUUCCAUGGUUCAACCUAAUACUAAUCAUAGACCCUCUUCAUUUUCAUAUAAAUUUCUCUCUUGUAAGAAUCAUCUAAAUAAGCAUUACAACAAUGAAGAUAGCUACAAGUCAGAAUCAUAUUCUGAUGCUGUGUUUCACAAAAAAAUAAGGAAGGAUUUAACUUCUGAUUGCUUUGGGCAUUUUCAAAUGCAAAAACCAUCAUAUGAGGAACCUAACAAUGCUAAGCCGAUGUCAUCCUCUAGCAGAAAAGAAAGUGCUCAUAGAAUCAAAAGGCCAGUAGUAUGUGGAAAAUAUGGGAAGUAUCUAGUGAGUUAUCAAUUAAAGAAGUACCAGAACGAGAAUUUUUUUUAUCUCUACGCUAGGUCCUUGGAACUUCUAAAAUAUAUAUGGUCCCUACAACUAAAACACCUUGACUAACUACAAAAAAGAAAUGGAGGAGAUUGGGCUUUGGAAAAGUUUUGGAGCAUAGCUGUGUGUAAUCAGGUUUAAAAGCUAAGAAAGAUAAUGAAUCCGAAGAUACAAAAAUUUGCGAUGAAACAAAUUCCGAUGUGUCUACGGAAGGUUUUGAGAGAGGCAGCAAACAAAAUGUUAUUUACAAAGGGAGGAGAGAUACCAAAGAAAGGCGGGGUGAUAUUGUAAGUAGAGCUUCUUCGUUGAAGUUGAAGAGCAGAGAAAUUCGAAAACAGCGCAACAUCAAUGAAAUCACUGCUAAAGGUAAAUUUGAGGAACCCAAAUGGAGGAUAUUCUGAAUUACGCGGAAGAUCACGAGCAUGGUUUGUGUAACAAAAGACGUAAAACCUUUGUUCAAGAACACACAAACAUGUCCAUCAUUAAUUCAGAUUCUUUCUGUUGUGUCUGUCAAAACUCAAGCAAUGAUGAAGAUAACCGUUUAUUUGAGUGUGGUACCUGUCUAAUUAAAGUGCAUCAGGCUUGCUAUGGUAUUUCAGCAUUACCUAGACGAGGUCCUUGGUGUUGUAGACCAUGCAACAAAAAGUCAAAAAAUAUUGCUUGUGUCCUAUGUGGUUAUGGAGGUGGAGCCAUGACCAUAGCCUUAUCGAGCCACUCAAUGGUAAAAAGCCUCCUAAAGGAGUGGACCUCUGAGAAAGAUGGGAGGUCUAUAAGGUACAUAAGAAGAUCUGACAAAAGGAUGUCUACCAAUCGCAAACGAAAAACUGCUAGCACUGUUAUUAUCUUAACGGAGAAUAACAGCAUAACAGAAGGAUUUUUUGAUCCCACUGUUAAGCAGUGGGUUCAUAUGGUUUGUGGGCUUUGGACUCCUUGGGCAAGAUGCCGCAAUAAAAACACCAUGAGUUCUAUGAAUGUAUCUCGUGUUUCACCUCCAAAAGCUGAUGUGGUCUGUUCAAUUUGCAAUCGAUGGGGUGGUUCAUGUAUAGAGUGCAGGAUUGUUGAUUGCUCUGUCAAGUUUCAUCCUUGGUGUGCUUACCAGAAGAACCUGCUACAAAAUGAAAUUGAGGGAGUUAAUGACGAGAAAGUUGGGUUUUAUGGAAGAUGUGUGCUUCAUGGUAUUGGCCCUGAAUGUCAGUCUGCAUAUGAUCCUACUGAUGCGAUGGACAGUCGAAAGGAAAAGGAAUUCACCUGUGCUAGGACAGAGAGCCGUAGAUGGGAUGGUAUCAAUAAUAAUCAUUGCAGUGCCUUAAAACCCUGGGGUGGAUACCGUGUUCCGGAUGAGCAGUUAAAUGCUUGGAUUCGCAUGAAUGAGCAGAAAUUGCGUUCACAAGGAAUUCCUAAAUUUCCAGAUUCAGAUAUUGAGCGUGAUCCUCAGAAAGAAUAUGCUCAAUACAAACAAGUGAAGGGCUGGAAAAAUCUUGGUGUAUUCAAAUCUGGGAUACAUGGUCUUGGUCUUUAUACUUCUCAGCUCAUAUCUCGGGGUAGUAUGGUUGUAGAGUAUGUCGGUGAAAUUGUGGGACAAAGCGUAUCUAAUAAAAGAGAAACUGAAUACAUAUCUGGAAAGAAACUUCGGUACAAAAAUGUCUGUUACUUCUUUACGAUAGACAAAGAACAUAUAAUUGAUGCUACAAGGAAGGGGGGGAUUGCUCGAUUUAUUAACCACUCAUGCCUGCCAAAUUGCACGUCGGAAGUGAUUACUGUUAGGCAUGAGAAGAAGGUUAUCUUCUUUGCAAAGAGGGACAUAUUAGCUGGUGAAGAAAUCACUUAUGAUUACCACUUCAACCGCGAAGAUGAAGAAAAGAAAAUCCCAUGUUCCUGCAAUUCAAUAAAUUGCAGGCGCUCUCUGAAUUGACUGGCAUUUUGAAAAACUGUUAAAUUUUACAUUAUGUUGUGUGAAACAUGUUGCCUCUUUAUGUGGGAAAAAGUUCAGGUUUUUGGGAUUUCAUUUACGACAUCACUUGACUGAUGUCAAAUUGUUGUAUGAAAUAAGUUACCGAGGUAUCAAAUUUGAACGCAGUUGUGAUUUCUUCCUGCGAAAA